Molecule: messenger RNA, 3835 nt
Organism: Tyto alba (common barn owl)
Lineage: Eukaryota; Metazoa; Chordata; Aves; Strigiformes; Tytonidae
Gene: MDC1
Product: mediator of DNA damage checkpoint 1
Exons: 12
Coding region: 28-3759 (1243 amino acids)
Biological process (GO): positive regulation of transcription initiation by RNA polymerase II
Cellular component (GO): nucleus
Source: RefSeq, a predicted model, not a curated record
UCGGGGGGGGGCGGUGGAGUUGUUUCCAUGGGGCAGUUGUUCCCCCCCCCCCCUCAGACCAUGCACCGAAGGCACCACCAAGACCUCAGCACCGUGGGGAACACAGGGCAGAGGCUGGAGCCAGGGCCCCCCCUCGCCAGCGACUCGGAGGACGACGAGGUGCCGCGGCGCCUUGCCCUCAGAGGUGCUGCCUCACCCCGAGUUGUUUUAGAGAGUGACCCGGAGGAGCCAGAUGUGCACCCAGCUGUUCCAAGGCCCCGAAAACGCUGCCGUACUCGCCCAUGGGGCCACCUCCCAGAUGUGGCCACACCCUGUCCAGACCCAAACAUCGGGGGGCCCAAAAAGCGCCGUUUCGGCCCCAAAACCACCCCAGAUCCAGAUGUGGGGAGAAAAACAGCUGUUCCAAAUGUUCAACCCCUGAGUCAGUAUCAGAAUCCCCCAAAGGUGGCAGGUUCAGAUGUUGAUCCAGAUGUGGAUGAAAAGGGCCCGAAUCCAGAUGUUGGAGGUGCAGAAAAUGGGUGUCAGAUGCUUGUGGUGGACAGUGACACAGAUGUGAAAGAAGCUGAUUUUUUUCCCAACAUUGAGAGCACAAAAAUGCGGCAAAUGGCCCAAAACGCACCAAACCCCCCAGGUGUGGAGGUGAAGCCUCUGAAUCCAGAUGUUGGAGGUCCCAAAAAGAGAUGUCGGACAUUUUUGGUGGACAGUGAUACGGAUGUGGAGGAGAUGGAGAGCUCAAACUCUGCUGUUGAAGGGCCCAAAAACGGACAUCAGAUGCUCGUGGUGGACAGCGAUACAGAUGUGGAGGAGGACAGAGCUUGUCCAAGUGUUAGUUACCCCCAAAAUAUACCCAAAGUCCAAGAUAUUGAGAUGGAGACCCACAAUGCAGAUGUUGAAGGUUCACAAGAGGGACAUCCAAUGCUCAUGGUGGACAGCGAUACAGAUGUGGAGGAGAAUGGAGCCAAUCCAGAUGUUGGGUACCGUGAAGCCCAUCAGAGAACCCAAACCGUCGCAAAACCCCAAACUGUUGAGGUGGCGAUGCAAAAUGCAGAUGUGCAAGGUUCACAAAAGGGUCAUCGGGUGCUCAUGGUGGAGAGCGACACAGAUGUGGAGGAGGACACUUCCAAUCCAGAUGUUGGGUGUCCAGAAAGCCACAGAACAGCCCCCAGAGACCCAGAAGUGAAGGCCAAGACCACAAAUCAAGAAGUUGAAGGGGGGCAGACUCUCCUGGUGGAGAGUGAUACAGAUGUGGAGGAGGACACUUCUAAUCCAGAUGUUGGGAUUCCAAAAACCCAUCAAGCAACCCAAAAUGUGCCGAGAAACCCCCAUGUGGAGACGAAGAGACCAAAUCCACAUGUUGAUGGUCCCCAAAGCAAACACUGUACACUUGUGGUGGACAGCGAUACAGAUGUGGAGGAGAAUGAGGUGGAUCCAGAUGUCAGGUGUCCAAAAACCCGUAUAAUUGCCCACAAAGACCCAGAUGUUGAUAUUAGAACCCCAAAUCCAGAUGUUAAAGGAACCCAAAACGAACAUUGGAUCCUAGAGGUGGACAGUGACACCGAUGUAGAAGACGACAACCUGAAUCAAGGUCCAAAAAGCCACAAAACCCCCCAAAACACCCAGAAGCACCCGACUGUGGUGAUGGAGACCCCAAAUCCAGAUGUUGGCAGCCUCAGCCGUGACUCAGUGGCCUCAAGUGGUGACAGCGAUACAGAUGUGGAGGACCUCAGCGCCCUUGCCAAUGCUGCAGCUCCAAAACUACACGUGGCAACCCAUGAAGUCACGGCUACAGCUGCUCCAGAUGUUGACCCCGAGGGGCGGAUGCGGACCAAUGACAACCCAGAUGUGGACGCCCUGUUCCCAAAUCCAGAUGUUGGAGCCCCCAAAGCCCAGUGCCCGGUCCUGAAUGUGGACAAUGACGCAGAUGUUGAGGACAGUGCUGUCAUUCCAGACGUUGGGACACCGCAAGGGUGUCGAGGGGCACCGGGUGCCCCAGAUGUGGUGGCGACGUCACCAAAUCCAGAUGUUCCCCCCCCCACGAGCCCCCGGCAUAGCAGCGACACCGACGUAGAGGAGGUGGCCCCCACUCCAGAUGUUCCGAGCCGAGUCCAGUUCCAAGAUGCCCCCACUCCAGAUGUUGUGAGCCGAAUCCAGUUCCAAGAUCCACCCCCUCCAGAUGUUGUGGGCCCCGCGACAGGCGGCGCAGCAGCGGCGACGGACCCCAACCGCUGCCGAUCGUCCCCAGAAAGGCAGAGUUUUCCCCUCAAAUCUGUGCCCGCCCCCCAAGCCCCCCCACAGCCCGGCGCAACUUGGGGCGUCGCCGCUGAUGCUGAGGGUGGAGCCGGGGCCACCGGUGCGGCGGUGACAGAGAGUGACACCGAGGAUGAUCCCGACCUCUUCUUGGAGCCCACCCAGAACUUUUUGUCACCGGUGGCCAAGGGACACCCGGGUCCCCAGCGUGGCUCUCCCACAGGCGCAGCCCCAGCUUGGGACCCCGAGGAGCCCACCCAACCCUUCUGGCCCCCCAAGGAGAAGGAGGAGGAAGAGGAGGAGGAGGAAGAGCAGCCCCCCCCGCACCCCCCCCAGGACCCCCCGAGUGCCAGCGUCCCCCCAACGGAGCCGGUGGUGGUGACACCGGCCCAGGAGGGGACAGCGGAGCUCGGGGCUGGGCCCCGCCGCAGCCAGCGCCUGGCCAGGAACCGAGGGGGAGGAGCCACGGGGGGCGGAGCCUCUGGCAAAGGCGGAGCCAGCAAGGGGAGGGGUGGAGUGUCCUCUGUCACCGCCCCCCCACGGCGCAGCCCCCGCCUCCAGCCCCACCCACCGCCGGCUGCAAAGGGGCGGGGUCAAGCAGAGUCAUGCCCCCCCGCCAAGCCACGCCCCUGUCGGGCAGGCCCUGCCCCAUCACAGAAGCAAGCUGAGAAGGAAGAUAAGCAGCUGCCAGAAGUCACCAGGCCCCACCUCCGCCCCCGGGAGGCCCCUGGCUCCGCCCCCCCCAAGGUGCUGUUCACGGCGGUGGUGGCCUCCCCGGCGAUGGAGGUGGCCCUGAGGACGCUGGGGGGGUCCAUGGCCACCUCCGUCUUCGACUGCACCCACCUGGUGACCGACCGCGUCCGACGCACCGUCAAGUUCCUCUGUGCCGUGGCCCGCGGCAUCCCCAUUGUCACCCCUGAGUGGCUCCACAAGAGCUCCCACAGUGGCCACGUCCUGGCACCGGAUCCCUUCCUGGUGCGUGACAACCAGCAGGAGCGUCACUUCGGCUUCAGCCUGGCCCAGGCCCUGCGCCGCGCCCGCUGCCACCCCCUGCUCCAGGGCUACGAGGUCCACGUCACCCCCAACGUCCGCCCCGAGCCCGAGCACAUGAGGGACAUCGUCACCUGCAGUGGUGGCACCUUCCUGCCCACCAUGCCCCACACCUAUGGGCCGCGGCGCCUGGUGAUCUCGUGCGAGGCGGACGCGGGGUGCUGGGCCCCGGCGCUGGGCGCCCGUUUGCCCUUGGCCUCGGCCGAGCUGCUGCUGACGGGGCUCCUGCGCCAGCGCCUCCAGCUGGGACCUUUCCUCCUGACCCCCCCGCCCUCCGGCGGGGCCCCCCCGAACCCCGCUCCCCACGUUCCUACCGGCCGACACGGGGCCCUUCGCCACCCCCCCGCCAACGAUUCCGGGGAGGUGACGGCGCGUGGGAGGAGUCGGGGAACCCCCCGGGGAUCCCCCCGCCACCCCCCCGGGACCCGGCGGCGCCCGGCGGCCCCCCCCACCCGCCAAUAAAGAGAAAAAAAAGGGGGUUCAGCAGCCAAAAAAAAAAAGAAAAAAAAAAAGUGAUUUGGGGGGUUCGGGGACAAGG